Molecule: messenger RNA, 4050 nt
Organism: Haliotis rufescens (red abalone)
Lineage: Eukaryota; Metazoa; Mollusca; Gastropoda; Lepetellida; Haliotidae
Product: solute carrier family 46 member 3-like
Exons: 8
Coding region: 1490-3205 (571 amino acids)
Biological process (GO): transmembrane transport
Cellular component (GO): membrane
Molecular function (GO): transmembrane transporter activity
Source: RefSeq, a predicted model, not a curated record
CACCCGUGUUCAGCAACCCAUGCUUGCCGAAAAAGGUGACUGAGCUUGUAAUUGGAUCGGGUGGUCAGGUUCGCUGACUUGGUUGAUGCAUGUCAUCGUAUCCCAAAAGUGUGGAUCAAUACUUACGAUGUCACUCACUUGAUUGUCUGGUAUUGAUAACAUGACAUUUCUAUUUUCAACUGGUUUUUUUUCAAAACCAUUUGCUUUGUACCAUAGCCACUACAAUCUUUUAAAGUUGUUUUACUUACUUCCAAAUGGUUAACUCACUUCAUUUACCCUCUUAUAUGAAAUACAUGGUUAUAUAUGUUUGUAUGCUUUUCAAAGAAUUUCUGAAUAAUAUCACAUUAAAUUGUUGUUACUAUUACUUGUUUGAGCAAACCAACAUGAGCAAACCAAUCUUCUCACUGCAUGUAAUUCAGAGGUGCUUACAAAUCAUUACUGUGUCGUGUUCUAAAAGGGGUCUAAACUUCCCCAGUCAUAAUCUGUUGAAAUGAUUAUAACCCGACACAAAUAUUCUUCAAAUACAGAGCUAACUGCAUGUGACCACAAAAUAGAAAUUGUACGCGCGUUUAAAGCUCUUGGUGUUUAUUUCGGCCAGAGACUAACAAGAGGUUCUCACAUAUCUCAUGUGGUGAAGAGACUAACAAGAGGUUCUCACAUAUCUCAUGUGGUGAACAAAUGCAAUAAGGUUAGACGAAGGCUUGUCAAAAAGUUCUAAGCCUCACUAACUUUCAACUAUGGGCCAAAAGAAAGUGAACUACUCAACGUAGUACAUUGUUUGAGUUCUUCAUUGCAAGUGUAUUUGGUCUGUUGAGGCCUCGUGUACAUAAGUAACAUCCAGUUGAAUGUGAUAGGGGUCCAAAUGGACACAGAAAUGGAGUAGAACGAGUACCAAGCAGUCAUCAAGUUUUUUACUUUAAAGAAAAGUACUCCCUAAAAAAUUCAUAACCGCAUGUGGCAGGUGUAUGCGGAUAAAUGCCCCACCUAUUAGAUUGUUCAACGUUGGGCAGCUUUGUUUAAGGCUGGGGGAACAAACCUUGAUAAUGACCCUAGGUCUGGACGUCCCUCAACUUCCAUCAAUGAAGAUUCAAUCAAGGAGGUAGAAAAGUCUUCACGAUCAGUGAAGAAAGUUAUGGCCACUGUAUUCUGGGGUGAAAAGGGUGUGAUCCUUGUUUAUUACUUAGAAAGUCAGAAGAGGAUCACCUGGUGCCUACUAUGCUGAUUUGCUUUAUCGCUUGAGUACAUUUAGGAGCCAAGAACCGACGAGAUCCAUGAACAAGCGUAUCGCACAUGGCAUCGAGCAUGGUAUGUCAACUUGACUUUCUAGUCGGCGGUAAAUUAAUAAUUUCCUCAUUUUCAAACUAUGGCAAAACUGAUACUUGUAAUUGUUUUCAUGAAGUAUGAAAAAACACGGAUAUUCAGAAAAGAGUAAAACAUAUGCUUUUACUAAUUUCAAUGUAUUAUUUUACAGGAUUGAUCAAGGCUCUUCAUGAAGUGGACCUCGGUUUACAACAAUAUUGUCAUCAAAAGGAGAGACUUCUCUUUCGAUGAAUUUGAUGUAUAUGAUGUCUCAAUUGUCAAAUUUGCUUUCAGCCCAGUCAUUGGAAUAAAAGUGGGUAAAUUCACAGACAGCUUCCACUACUUUGAACUUGAUGGGUACAGUACCUGCUCCUUUUUAGUACUUGAGAAGGGUAGCCGGUCGUGUGCAAUAGCUACAAAGGUAUUUCUUGGAAUGAUUUUGGUCCGAAACAUGGCUGUUAUUAGAUGUGGCCGACGGCAGUUCGAUUUGAACCUCAUAACAGUUGAACCAGUUUUGUUUCUUUACACGUUGGGAUUUUCUCUGAGAAACCCAACCUUCCAGGCCUUUGUGUACAACAAGAUCUGCAUUGACAGCUACAACGAGACAUUCUGUACCAGUCUGCAGAACAAGACGUUCCAAGUGGACUACAAAACAGAAGAGGAUUAUGUCCAGUCUCAAACGUCCUACUGGAUUUUGAAGAAAAAUGUUGUGGAACUUCUUCCGUCAUGUUUGAUUGUUCUGUUUAUCCUCGGUUCCUUUGGUGACAAAGUGGGUCGGAAACUACCUGUGAUUUUACCCAGUUUGGGAGCAACAUUGUCUUCCAUUGUCUACUUGAUUCUGUCAAUUUACCCUUCGAGUAAAAUGGAGUACUUCUUUAUUGCUGCUGCAGUAAAUGGCUUGUCCGGGGGUUACACGUCCCUAAUCAUGUCUGUGUACAGCUACGUGACCCACAUUGCUGACCCCACCAAUAGAACUGUGCGAAUAGGGAUCCUGGAAUCGAUUAUCUUCUUUGCUGGAACAGUUGGGGUUUUCCUAUCAGGAGUCAUGCUCGACAAUACAAGCUUCGUAUUCGUCUUUGCGUUCAUCAGUGGAAGCUCCUUCUUGGGAAUGUUAUACGCCAUCAUACGUCUAGAGAACAUCGGUUCCAACACAAGACCCGAGGGUGAAAGUAUCUGCGCCUACUGGUGUCUGUCCUCCAUCAAGGAGUCUGGUCGUUGUGUAAUGAAGAAGCGGCAAGAGAAGAGAAAACUCCAUAUCUUCUUACUUCUCAUCAUCUUUAUCAUGCUUGUUAUCUCAACAGUGUGUGAAAGUGACGUCCUUCUCCUGUACACAAGGCGAGCACCUCUCAGCUGGUCACAGACAAUGUUUGGUUACUAUAAGGGUCUGGAGAACUUCACUCGCAGUCUUACCCUGGUCACAGUUAUGCCUCUGUGCAGGAAGAUGAGAGACACCACUUUAGGACUAUGGGGCUUGGCGUCCAAGAUCAUCGGCCUGGUGGUCAUGGGAUUCAGUGAAACGACAUGGCUGUUGUUUCUAGUUGUGAUAUUUGCCAUGUUUCAAGGCUUUCCAGCAGCUGUUGCUCGGUCACUCAUGUCCAGUAUGGUCAGCCAGGCUGAACAAGGACGCCUGUUUGGAGUGGUUGCUGCCGUGGAUAGCACUGGAGCCUUGUUGUCCACAAUCAUCUUCAAUGGACUUUACCCAGCAUCCCUUGCUUUCUUCCCAGGGUUCAGCUUCAUGUUGGCUGCUGGUCUGUGUGUCAUCGCCGCAGCCAUCAUGCUGUGGCUACAUGUGGAUCUGAGAGAAAAGGCAUUGGAUGAUACAACAACUGCAAAACCCAGGAGAGGAGAAACAGAUAACGUUAGCACAGGGGACAGUAAGGCGGAAACUGUGAUGACUCACAUGUAAACAAAAUCCUGAUCAUGCCACAGGCAGCACAAGGGAUGUCAGAUCUUUACCUUAAUAUUUCAAAUAGUUCAAAUUAAGCGACGCACACCGGCCAUAAUGACACCACGCUCUGAAGAUCAUUGUUCGUGAAAUUGACUAUUGUGUAUCGUAACGUUGUGCACUUAACGUCACAGCAUUGGGUGACGUCACUGGCCAUCAUUGUUGACGUUAUGUUGUCACUGUUGACCUACGAGACAGUUUAAAAAAAAUGAAGAAACAUGUCUUCAUUACUUACUUCAUUGUCUUCAUUAUUUCAAGAGCUUAGAUGGUAAAAAGAUUAUCUCAUUAAUGAUUGUCUCCUGUAGACUCACAAAAACCACCUCCGUUUCUGGUCUGGGAUUAUCUCCAGGAAUAGAUUAUCUAUCAGUGUCAUCACCAGUUAUACUUGUGGUAAAGUAAUAUAUUCUUACAUAAUUUGGUAAACGUUUAGCUACAUUGAGCAGAUAAAGAGCAAUUGAGUAAGCAUGUAAAUGAAAACAGACAUUUAAAUCAAAUCGGAUAUAAACCUGUUUCAAAAGUGUUAUACUUAAUACAGUAAUUACUGCCAUUUUGUGUGUAAUAGGUUUCUUCUGCUACAAUAAGCAUCUACGCAAGUGGUGGCCUUGUUGAUGAAAAUGGUUCCAGUUUUAGGCAGUGAUCUGCUAUUUUCGACAUCGUUGGAUAUUGAUUCACGUCAAUAUUGUACCUGAAUUUGAUUUGAACACUUUCCUUUGUUUUAUGAAAUUAUUUUGCUUGUCCUACUUUCUUUGUUUGUCUGUCCAAACGUUUUAAAUCUGCUUGCUUUCAAUGAAGAAUUUAAUGUAUAA